Molecule: messenger RNA, 933 nt
Organism: Chrysochloris asiatica (Cape golden mole)
Lineage: Eukaryota; Metazoa; Chordata; Mammalia; Afrosoricida; Chrysochloridae
Product: olfactory receptor 14A16-like
Exons: 1
Coding region: 1-933 (310 amino acids)
Biological process (GO): G protein-coupled receptor signaling pathway
Cellular component (GO): membrane
Molecular function (GO): G protein-coupled receptor activity; olfactory receptor activity; odorant binding
Source: RefSeq, a predicted model, not a curated record
AUGACAAAUCUCACAGUUGUGACUGAAUUUUUCCUUAUAGGAUUUUCUACUAAUAAAACUAUGUAUGUUUUGCAUUCAGUGCUCUUCAUAAUGAUUUACUUGGUUGCUUUGAUGGGGAAUGUACUUAUUAUUUUGAUUACAAGUUUGGACAAGUACCUCCACACUCCAAUGUACUUUUUCUUGAAGAAUUUAUCCUUCUUGGAUCUCUGCCUCAUUUCAGUCACAAUCCCUAAAUCCAUCAUCAACUCUUUGACCCAAAACAAUUCCAUCUCGUUCUUUGGCUGUGUCACCCAAGUUUUACUAGUAGUAUUUUCAACAGCUGCAGAGCUGUUUCUCCUUACAGUAAUGUCCUUCGACCGCUAUGCUGCCAUUUGUCAUCCCCUGCAUUAUGAUGUCAUCAUGAAGAGGGAUGUGUGUUUGCAGAUGGCAACUAUGUCUUGGCUGGGUGGAGUUGUGUUUGCAGUGAUGCACACAGCUGGAACCUUCUCUUUAUCCUUCUGCAGUUCCAACAUGAUCCAUCAGUUUUUCUGUGACAUCCCCCAGUUGUUAGCUAUUUCUUGCUCAGAAAGUUUAUUAAGUGAAAUAAUUCCCAUUCUCAUUAGUGUGGUGAUAGAUAUCUGCUGUUUUAUUUUCAUCAUUAUUUCCUAUGUCUAUAUCUUCUCCACUGUCAAAAAAAUUCCAUCAACAGAAGGCCAGUCAAAAGCCUACAUUACUUGUUUUCCACACCUGGUUGUUGUUGUAUUAUUCCUCUCCACUGGCUUCAUUGCUUAUCUAAAGCCAACCUCAAAUUCUCCAUCUAUUUCUGAUCUUAUAAUUACUGUAUUUUACACUAUAGUUCCCCCAACAUUGAAUCCCAUCAUAUACAGUUUGAGAAACAAGGCCAUGAAAAUAGCACUGAGAAUGUUGGUAGAGGGAAAACUUAUCCAAAAAUAA